Molecule: messenger RNA, 753 nt
Organism: Fusarium sp. VM40
Lineage: Eukaryota; Fungi; Ascomycota; Sordariomycetes; Hypocreales; Nectriaceae
Source: the annotation of a GenBank genome assembly
AUGUCCUCCAAAGUAUUCAUUAUUACAGGUGCCAGCAAGGGCAUUGGCGCUGCCAUUGCUCGUUACCUUCUUAGCCAAUCCCACAAGGUCGUUAUCACAGCUCGAUCAUCUGAGCCUCUUGAAGGUUUGAAGAAAUCACACCCUGAUCAGGUCCAAUUCAUCGCUGGAGAUAUCGUCGAGCCUCAGCUGCCUACAAAGCUGGUCGACCUUGCAGUGUCAUCCUUCGGCAAGGUUGACGGUCUUGUUGUCAACCAUGGCCUGUUGGUGCCCAAGAAGUUUGUAGACACUACGCUUGAAGAGUGGAAGAAGGUUUAUGACACCAACGUUUUCAGCGGUAUUGCCAUGGCCCAAGCUGCUAUUGCAGAGCUUCGUAAAUCCAAGGGCUGCAUUGUCUGGGUGUCAUCCGGAGCAGCAACAAAGCAAUAUGCUGGAUGGUCAAGCUACGGUUCAUCCAAGGCUGCUUACAACUCCAUCUCAGGUCACAUCGCCAUUGAAGAGCCCGACAUCACAAGUGUUGCUAUUGCUCCAGGCCGAGUCGACACUGAGAUGCAAGGCGUAAUCAGAGCAGAGGGCAAGGAGUCGAUGAACAAGGCACAAUACGACUCUUUCGUCGAUGCAAAAGAGCAAGGCAUCCUGCUCAAGCCUGAACAGCCAGGGCAUGUCAUGGCAAAGUUUGUUGCAGAUCCGCUCAAGGACCUGAGCGGAAAAUUCUUCUCAUGGAACUCACCAGAAGUUAAGGCGUACCAAGAAUAG